AUGAGCAACAAACGUCCCUGCCCUUCCGGGGCGGCUGCCGCUAUUGCCAAGGGUGAUAAGAUGCCGGAUGUGACUUUGGACAAAGGCUUUCCUCCCCAGAAAGUGCCUGGCUACCUCGCUAAACAAUCUGAACUGAAAGCCAAGGGCGUUACUGAUGUCAUUGUUUACUGCGUGAACGAUUGUGCCGUCAUGGAUGCAUGGGGAAGGGACCUUAAGAUUGAGGGCUCCAUGCUCUCCUUCUAUGGAGACAGUGCUUCUCUCCUCACCAAAGAAAUCGGAAUGGAGCUCACCGACUCUCGAGUGAUGGCAGCUCUGGGAAAUCCCCGUUGCAAGAGGCAUGCCAUCAUCGUGGACGAUAUGGAAGUGAAGGAAGUCUUUGUCGCAGCAGCCGAGGACGAUCCUGCUGGAGGUGCCAAGCUUCCAAACGUGGUCUUGGACAAGGGCUUCCCACCAAAGAAGGUGCCACUCACCGAGAUUAUCGGGGGCAAGAAGGUGGUGAUGGUGGGUCUUCCCGGUGGCGUCUCUGAUGUCAUUGUGUACUGUGUGAAUGACUCCGCAGUGAUGGAUGCGUGGGCAAAGGAUCAAAAAGUGGACGGCUCCAUGCUCUCCUUCUACGGAGACAGUGCUUCUCUCCUCACCAAAGAAAUCGGAAUGGAGCUCACCGACUCUCGAGUGAUGGCAGCUCUGGGAAAUCCCCGUUGCAAGAGGCAUGCCAUCAUCGUGGACGAUAUGGAAGUCAAGGAAGUCUUUGUCGCAGCAGCCGAGGACGAUCCUGCAGGAGAUGGGAAGCCAGAGAGCACUUUCGUGGAAAACGUUUUGAAACAUUUGUAG
Messenger RNA from Cladocopium goreaui, 831 nucleotides. The record is from the annotation of a GenBank genome assembly. Lineage: Eukaryota; Dinophyceae; Suessiales; Symbiodiniaceae.